AUGUCGUGGAAUGCAUACACCGAGAAUUUAAUUGGCACAGGCAAAAUCGAUAAAGCCGCUUUAUAUUCAAGAGCAGGAGACUCCUUAUGGGCCGAAUCAGGAUCAUUCCAAUUGCAACCCAAAGAAAUCACAGAGAUUGCUACUGGCUUUGACGACGCUUCAGGUUUACAAAGUCACGGCCUACACGCACAAGGACAAAAAUAUUUCUUGUUACGUAAUGAUGAGAGGUCAAUUUACGGUAAACACGAAGCGGAGGGGUUGAUCUGCGUCAGAACUAAACAAGCAAUUUUGAUUGCCCACUAUCCAGCAGGCGUGCAACCUGGAGAGGCAACAACCAUUGUCGAAAAACUAGCAGAUUAUUUGAUUGGCGUGGGUUAUUAA
This is a messenger RNA of Lodderomyces margitis, 381 nucleotides long. It is a transcript of the gene PFY1, whose product is annotated as profilin. Gene Ontology annotation, cellular component: cell cortex. Bases 1 to 381 code for a protein of 126 amino acids. Gene Ontology annotation, molecular function: actin monomer binding. The transcript has a single exon. The record is from RefSeq and is a predicted model, not a curated record. NCBI's taxonomy places the organism in Eukaryota, Fungi, Ascomycota, Pichiomycetes, Serinales, Debaryomycetaceae.